This is a messenger RNA of Ochlerotatus camptorhynchus, 1685 nucleotides long. It is a transcript of the gene DCP1, whose product is annotated as decapping protein 1. Lineage: Eukaryota; Metazoa; Arthropoda; Insecta; Diptera; Culicidae. Gene Ontology annotation, molecular function: enzyme activator activity; mRNA binding. The record is from RefSeq and is a predicted model, not a curated record. Gene Ontology annotation, cellular component: P-body. Bases 268 to 1683 code for a protein of 471 amino acids. Gene Ontology annotation, biological process: deadenylation-independent decapping of nuclear-transcribed mRNA; deadenylation-dependent decapping of nuclear-transcribed mRNA; positive regulation of catalytic activity. The transcript has 2 exons.
CGCGGAAAAGUUGUAAAGCCAUCAUCGCUUUUCUUCGGUCCGGAUUGCAGGGUUUUUGCGUGUGCGAAAGACGUUCUUUUAUAUUUUCAAGUGAAAAACGGAAAAAAAGGGCAGCGUCUAGCAAAUAGUUUGGUGUUGUAAAGUGUUAACCGUAUUUGUAAUUAUCGUAAAUGUAAGAUCUCGUCCAGUACCCUCCUAAAACAUUUUCCGGAGGACAAAUAAAGAAACGAGAAAAUUUGCUUCGGUACUGGUGACGAUUGGAAAGUGAUGGCCGAUCAGACCGAACUGCGUAUGAACUUAGCUGCCAUUCAACGCUCAGAUCCGUAUGCAAAAGACAUAAUAAAUUCAUCGGCACACGUUGCAUUUUACACCUUCAACACCGGCGAAAACGAGUGGGAGAAGACGGACAUCGAGGGGGCAUUGUUUAUCUAUAGACGGAACGCGGAGCCCUAUCACAGUAUUUUUAUCAACAAUCGACUCAACACAAACUCUCUGGUGGAACCGAUCAACGGUCAGAUCGAACUUCAGUCCCAGCCACCGUUCUUGUUGUACCGCAACGAACGGGCACGCAUAAGGGGAUUCUGGUUUUACAACAAUUCCGAGUGUGAUCGGAUCCGGGAAAUCAUCGCCAAGCUCGUCGAGGGUUGUAACAAUCCCGGCGGCAAAAAGAAACCCGAGAUGGGAAAAACGCAAGCGAACGGUAAUGGAGCAGGUAACAACGUGGAUAUUUUCUCAAUGUUAACCAAAGCUCAAGAAGAUUUCAACAACAGCACCGGGAAGCCGCCUUCAGUUCCACAACAGGAGCAAGCUCCGAGCAGAAAUCCUUCUGCCGCCAUCAACAUUGUUCCUGACACACCACAAAGUGUGGUCAACUUUUUUGCAGCAGCAAAACAGCCGGCCGCCUCGGAAGUACCACUGUUUCAAACGUUGAUGUCAAAUCCGGUGCACACGCUCGAACAGAUAGAGAAACAACAUCGUGCCACGACACCUCAGAAGGAGGCCAAUAUUACCGGUAAACUCACACCGGAAGUGAGUGAGCUUGAGAAUAGCUUGAAGCUGAUGGGUAUUCCUAUAAAUGCAGGUCCAGCACCAGGUCAAGAGCUGGGAAGCUCCCCAUUGGCCACCUUUCUCAGCUCCACGAACUUGGCGGCAGUUCGUAAUAACAAUCAACCGAUUCCGAAAACCAAACCCAUCGAAAUAAGUGAGAUCGAGUCCCGUCAUCAACAACAGCAGCACCAGCAACAACACCAACAACCUUUGCAUGAACUUUUGAAGAAAUCGGAUCCCAUGAGCAACCCGCUGAAUUGUUCCGGUUCGAUUUUGAACACAACCCCCAAUGCUAGCAGCGGCGUCAAACCGGCUUUAAUGCUACCGACAAUGUUUGCCCCUAGUUCUACAAACGCAGUAAAAGGGCUAACCGAUUUGUUCGCAAAUGCGGCGAACAAAAAGCACCACGAGCACCCUAACGGUGGUAGCAACACUUCGGUAACGGAUUUGCUCUCGAAGGCCAACAAUAACCAUCACCCGCCACCGGGAUUCUUUCCGAUGGUCGGUGCGGUUGAACCGUUAACACAGGUGCAGCUCAUCCAGGCCAUUAGUUAUCUCAUCAAGCACGAUCCGGACUUUGUUCGGAAGUUGCACGAAGCCUAUCUCAAGUCGAUGCAGGAGAUGAUGGCAUUAUAACA